GUUUGAUUAACUGUUUAUUUAAGGACAAUAUAUUUUAAUUAAUAUAUCCAGUACAAGUAGAAAUAUUAUAUUUUAGGAAUAAAAAUGGCUUUUAAAAGACGUUUAAUAGAAGUGCCUCUCUUAUUCACAUUUUUUGCUUUAGAAUUAUUAGGUCCAAUAGGAACAAAUCUAACGCUAUAUCGUACCUGCUACAUUAUAUUAGGAUAUAACGAAACAGACUGUGCCUUUUUAGGAAACACAGAAAAUUCUACAUAUAAUGAUUUACAGAAGAAAGUUCAACCAACUGUAAAUGUUAUAAGUACAGUCAAUUCAAUAGUUACCCAAGUCUUCGGAUUAAUUAUUUGUUUGUUUGCUGGUCAAUGGUCUGAUAAGUUUGGAAGGAAACCGAUUCUGUUGGUGUCACAAAUAGGCCAAUUUUUUAGUUACUUAAUUAUGGCAUUGUUUAGUGCCAUUCCUUAUAUAAAUCCAUGGUUCUUCAUGUUGUCAUCUAUACCUUCAAUGAUAACUGGUGGAAUUCCUACAGUUUUAGUAACAAUAUUGUCUUACAUUUCUGAUAUUAGCACUGACGAAACUAGGGGGAUGAGAAUGGCUAUGAUGGAAGGGAUGCUAGGAGCGGGCGUGUUAUUUGGUAGUCUUUCUAGUUCCUAUCUAUAUUAUGCAACUAACUACCCGUCCAUGUAUGGUAUCGCAGCUGGAAUAAUAGGAUUAAACAUAAUUUAUAUUUAUUUUUUUUUGUCCGAGUCUUUGGAAAAUAUCGAACAUGAAAAAAGUUGGAAGGAUAUUUUCAAACCCUCAGACCUAAAAGGAAUGGCUCACGUAAUGACCAAACCAAGAGAAAAGUUUAACAGAGCGAUAAUUUUAUUAUUGACUGUGAUUAUGAUAUUGAAUAUUUUCAUAUUCUACGGUGAUGGUAAAACUUAUCUGUUUUUAAUGGGAAAAUUCAACUGGAACUUGCAGCAUUACACUAUUUUUAACAGUGCAACUGUCAUAAUCUCCGUUAUCGGUACACUAGGUGGUACCUACCUUUUCAAAAAGUUGGGGGUAACCGAGUCAGUCGUUAUUUUAUUAGGUUUGAUGUGUGCAUUCAACGGUGACUUUGUACGAGGAAUUGCAACAGAAGAUUUUCAAAUUUAUUUUGUGGCUGGACUAAAAUUUAUUUCUGGAAUAGUAAACCCACAAUGUAGAACCCUAAUCUCGAAAUUAGUACCUGUUGACGAAAUAGGCAAAGUAUUUGCUUUGAUAAUGGUGGCUGAAUUUAUUAUUAGUAUAGGAGCUUCGCCAUUUUAUACUUUUAUUUACAAUGCCACGGUCUAUACUGAUCCUGGGUUUUAUAAUUUUAUAUCUGCUGGGCUCUUCGGCGUUGAUAUUAUUAUAAUUCUAAUUAUAAUGUUACUGGAAAACAAAACAAGUUUAACUUAUAAGGAAGUUAACACCGAAGAGCCACAAAUUACACCAGAAAGUCUUAGUGAAACAUUUUAAAAAUUGUACCAAAAAAUUUUGUUCUCGAAUAGUUUGUUUAUUAAGAACGAACAUUUUGUUUUAAAAACUGUUAACCAAAAAAAUCACUCGGAAAAUACUAGAGUUGUUAAUUAUUACUAAAUGAUUGCUGCUGUUUGGUUCCGCACCAGAAAACUGGUAAUGGAACUGAACUAACACAGCAGUUAAUUAUUGUUAUGGCAUUUUAGUGGUGCAAUCUUUCGAAAUAGUGGGAGCCAGCCACUUUGUAAAAUUAGUUUGAAUCGAAUGAUAUGGCAAGUAAUACGUCAUGUGACAACUUGUGUGCCUUUUAGUAUAUUUCUAGAUUGUUAUCCGGUUCUACUUCGACUACUAUAUUAUCGUAGUCGUUAGGUUUUAUGAAAAACGCUUGAAUAAAUCAAUUUAUUGAUUUAUUCAUUUGGGCAGCUGUCAUUUUUUUCGUGUUUUUCACAUUUACUUUCUUUCUUUUGUCAAUUAGUUGCACUAUCUCUUCAUUUUCUUCAUCAGGAAUAUCAUCAGGGUAUGUAUCCUCUGCUAUCAUUUUUUUGUGUUAAAAACUCCCGAUUUUCAUUCUCAGAACAUAUUUUCAGUUGCAUAUCUAACCUAUCACAUUUUGAACAGGUAUCUACUUUAGGCUUUUUAAUUUUUAAAUUUAAGUCGUGGAACUCCCCAAAAAACUUAGUAUAGCUUUUGAAAAUUUUGUAUAGGUUUUGAACUGCUUUAAGGUAGGGUACGCUUGUAUUCUACAUAAUAUAGUGCCACUAUCGUCAAAUGUGGAAAAACAAAUUUUUCCCACAAUCUCGUCUUGAGUAGUGGCUUUCAUAAGCUGGUAUUUCAAUUAAAAAUUGAUUUACUUUAUUCUUUUCUUCUUCAGUUAUAAAGGUUUUUCUAAAAUUUCCUCUUUCAUCCGGUUGGAUUAUGCCAGAAGAAGAUGAUCUUUUCUUUUAAAUAAUAGUUUCUAGCAAUCUUCGACUUUCUACGAAUACUUUUAAGAAACAGUUCUUGCAAACAACAACUUUGUUACCAUCAACUUCAAUGUGAUACUUGACACUAGUCUGUCUAAAUUUGUCAGUAUUUUCUUUCCUUUUUUUUCUUGUUUUAGGUUCUUUCUUUUAGACAUAUAAAAUUACUUCUUCUUCUUCUCAGCCUUCAUUUAUCCAAUGUUGGACAUAGGCCUCCUCCAAUUGCUUCCACGCUUUCCUAUCUUUUGCAAUUCUCAUCCACUGCUUUCCAGCUACAGCAGUUAUAUCGUCUAUCCAUCUCUUUUUAGGUCUUCCACGCUUCUUUUUGUUUCUCGAGGUCUCCAGAAUGUCACUUUAUGAGACCAUCUGUUGGUGUCUUGUCUUGCUACAUGUGCUACCCAUUGCCAUCUCAAUGUCGCUAUUUUUCCCAUGAUGUCGGUUACUUUAGUUCUUCGACGUAUUUCGGUGUUAGGAAUUUUGUCUCUGAGGCUUAUAUUUAACAUGGCCCUCUCCAUGGCCCGUUGAGUUACUCUUAAUUGUUCUGCCAUUUUUCUUGUUAUUGCCAUAGUUUCCAAUCCAUAAGUUGCAACUGGUAGUAUACAAGUGUCAUAGGUUUUUCGUUUUAAGUGAAUUGGGAUUUUUCUGUCUUUUAAAAUGAAGCUCAACUUACCAAAAGCAGCCCAUGAUAAUUGUGUCCUUCUUUUAAUUUCUAGGGUUUGAUUUUCCUUUUCAUUUUUAAUUGCA
Molecule: messenger RNA, 3182 nt
Organism: Diabrotica balteata
Lineage: Eukaryota; Metazoa; Arthropoda; Insecta; Coleoptera; Chrysomelidae
Source: the annotation of a GenBank genome assembly